Molecule: messenger RNA, 2820 nt
Organism: Candidula unifasciata
Lineage: Eukaryota; Metazoa; Mollusca; Gastropoda; Stylommatophora; Geomitridae
Source: the annotation of a GenBank genome assembly
GAUAUGAUGACGCCAUGUAACUACAACUCCAAUGGCCUGCAGGAUUACGACGUACCGCCUCCGGAUAGAGACUUUAUUAACAUUAGGUCAUCAUCGCGUAGACCAUCUUAUGACCCUUUUAGAAAUUCAGCAGGGUCGAGGAAAGCAUCCCUUGUUGGUGAAUUGUAUGAUACUCCUCCCAAUAGCAAGCGAACCUCAGAAGAGACUUCUGAAGGAAUCUAUGACACGCCACCAAGCAGCAAGAGAGCAUCCAGUGAGAGAACUCCACCUCAAAGUAAUAGAUCUUCAGCUUCAAGAGACUCUGGUUCAAAUCUUCUGUCAACAAACCCAACAGGCCAGCUCAAUGGAACAACACUGUGUAAUCACCAUCCAACAAUUGUUAGGCAAAAAAAUGGACCAAAUCCUAGUGAAAAUUGUUAUGAAACACCCCCAGGAAGUAACAGAUCAUCACUUGAAAGAUUAUUAUCAGUAGAAAAUUCACCGAUUUAUGAAUCUCUCUCGCCUGCAGUUUCUGCAGAACAUUUAGAUGCUGCGCAGCAUGUUUAUGAUGUUCCACCUUCGCGAAAUCAUGUUCACUCACUCAGUAACCCUAAUUCACAAGCUAGUCUUUGCUCUGCUGUCUCCAACGAGUCACUUCUCUCCAACACAUCUUGUCUGAGCAGUAAUCGUAUCUCACAGAACACCAGCCUUCCAGAUUCAGCCUGCUCAAGCAUGGAUUUGCCCUCUGAUAUCUAUGAUGUCCCUCCAUCUGCUCAGGAAGGAGACAGGUCAAGAAAACAAUUAUCCGUGGACUCUGGGCUAGGAUUUUAUGACAGUCCACAAAAGUCUCGACCUUCCUCUGCAACAUCAAACACUGAAAGCCUUAAUGUCUCCAAGUCUUCAUCUGACUAUAAGCCAUUUUCAUUUGCUAAAGAUAUCAAGCGUAGCAAAAGUUUAGAAAAUACAAUCGAUGAUUUGUAUGAUACCCCUAAAAACAAUGGCCCUAAGUUUAUCUGGAAGAAAGCAGAAGAUACAACUGGUAAGAGCUCUUCCAAAGAAUCAUCAGAAGUAUCUAGUGAACCACCUGAAGUAGCCAGAGACUCUGUUAUUUCUGUAACAUCAGACUCCUCAGAUGACAACACAGUGUUGUCUUCAAGUCUGGAUACUGAGCAGCAGUUAACUGACAUUCUGCUGUGGGAUGUACUGCUAUUAGAUCCUAAUUCUGCUGUAGAGAUGCUUGCUAAGAAACAGCAAGAAAUAUCCAAGGCCACUACGAAGUUAUCCAGUUAUGUCAACAGUACUUGGAGAAGCCGAUCAAGUUUGGAAAAGACAUUGUAUGAGAUCAAGGUGUCAUGUACUCUGGUGAAAAGUUCCUUACAAGAUUUUGUGGGCUUUUGUCACGGUGCACUUGCCAAUGCUGUUAGACUGCCCGACUACCAUUUGGCCAGCAGACUGCAAAAAUAUGUAUCUCCACUUCAGAGUACCCUGGAGCUAGUUAAUAAAUCUUACUUGAAACUUGAGGACAUAAAAUGGCAAGUUUCGUUGUUGUCAGAGCCACUAGACAAAAGCAAACCUGACGACUUGAGUCAAAUUGCUUUGGUUGCCACAGACCUGAUGUCUGAUGUGAAGAAGACAGCCUUAUUUAUUCAAAGUAAUAACCAGAUUUUGUUUUCAAGAAUUGCAAAAGGUGAAGUCAGGAGUUCUUCAGUGUCUUCUAAACCACCAGUGGGUUUAAAGGUUGGAAAUAGUGGAGGAAAUAGUUCUAGCAGUGCAUCUGGGCAGUAUAAGAAUAUUCAACACCGACCUCUGCCUGCGGUGCCUGGUGGAGUCACAUGUAUUCCACCAAACUCUGUACAACCUACGCAGGAGAAGCCUAAACUACCACUGUCUGAAAUUAAGAAAACAUUAAACAUGGAUGACUAUGUUGAGUGUGAUGAUCUUUCUUUCAAAACAGAGACUGAGGCAGCACACAAUGCAUCAGUGGGACACACAGUAAAAGAGCAUGAUUAUGUCCAUCUGGAUCCAGCAGAUUUAUGUACAUCUGACAGUUCAAAUAAUGAACUUGCUUGGGAUGGCAAUAAUACUUGUGAACAGAAUGAACAAGACAUGUUCAGAAAUAACCACAUAAAUAUAAAUAUAGGUCAACAAAACCUAAAGACAGAUAUUUCAGAAAUUUGUAAUUAUGAUGUGAACAUACUUCCAGUUAAUAAUAAUGCUUUCCAGUACAAACUAGAUAUCAAAUACUCACAGCCUGAGAAAGCAUUUCCUGUUCUAACUAAUGAGGAAACAACUCUUAAUUCAGAUACCAUUUCUGACCUAGAAAGGUCUGAACAAGAUCUGAAAACACCUGUAAAUUUAAACACCUCUUCAGAUGAUGCAAAAUUCAUUCUGCCACCAGUGAGUUCUGCUAACUUUACAACUGAACCAGAGGCUUUAGAUCCAAAUGAUCGUCAGGUUCUGGCGUUUUAUAUUGACAAAAUGAACAGUCAUUCCACUUUGCUGGCCAAUGCUGUUGAUGCUUUUAUUGGUGUUGUCAGCAACAAAGAGCCUCCAAAUGUUUUUAUAUCACACAGUAAAUUUGUGAUGGUGUCUGCUCACAAGCUAGUGCACAUCGGAGACAGCAUUCACAGAAAUCUCAUCAACAAUAGCCUGAGCAUCAGCAUCAUGCAGUGUGCCAAUCAUUUGUGUGACUGUCUCAAAGCCUCCGUCACAGCCACUAAGAUUGCUGCCCUGCAGUAUCCGUCUCCGCUAGCAGUCCAAGAAAUGGUCGAUGGAGUGGUCGCUGUGUCCCACGCAGCUCAGCAGCUCAAACGUGUUAUCAUACAAGCAGCAAAGCAAUAA